Messenger RNA from Drosophila hydei, 2259 nucleotides. Its product is annotated as U3 small nucleolar ribonucleoprotein protein MPP10. Lineage: Eukaryota; Metazoa; Arthropoda; Insecta; Diptera; Drosophilidae. Gene Ontology annotation, biological process: rRNA processing. The coding region runs from base 177 to 2201 and encodes 674 amino acids. The transcript is spliced from 4 exons. Gene Ontology annotation, cellular component: nucleus; sno(s)RNA-containing ribonucleoprotein complex; small-subunit processome. The record is from RefSeq and is a predicted model, not a curated record.
GCGUAACUCGUCGAUACCCUAAAACUGAUUUCAUUUAUGUGAAGGCAAACAAUUUGAGUAAUUAAACUGGAGAGGAUAUAUGCAUAUAUAUUUAUACCUGUUUUGCAUGAUUGACAAACUGACACAUUGAUGAUCAAUGCAAAAUCCAAUUUGUUAAAGCGGUUGACGGUCCAGAUAUGGCUGGAAGUGUUAAGGCAAAGAAGAAAUCCAAGACAAAUACUUUUAUGGAACUAGCUGAGAAAUUUGAGCAGCUAGUGAAACAACCGGAUCGCUAUCUAAAGCCGCAGCCGGAAUCAAUUGAUUCCAUACAUCAGCUCAUACAGCAAACGUACAGCGUCUGUCUCAGCAGCGAUGUGGAUAAAAAUGGGGACAUUCCGUCUGAACUUGUGUUGGAGCACAUGGACGACGAACAAGUCUGGCAACAGCUUGAAAUACGCAACAAUUUGGUGCUGGAUAAACUUUUAAAACAAACCGCUCAAUUUAUAGCAAUGGGAGAACAGAAUUUGGGCAUCGAGCUCGACGAUGAUGAAGAUUCAAAUCAACAGCUAAGUGAGCAAGAAAGUGAUAAAGAGGAAACUGAAGAUGAUAAUGAUGAUGAGGAACACUCUGAGUUUGAGGAUUCCGGCGAUAUAAGUAAACAAACACUAAACCUACAAUCGAAGCAAAUUAAGCCGAAAUAUGGCAAAAGAGGCAAAGGCUCUGUGGUAGAUGAUACUUUUUUUAAACUGGACGAAAUGGCAAAAUUUUUGGAGCAGGAAGACGCUAAAGAGAUGCGAAAACAAAAGAAUAAGAAACCAGUUGAAGACAUAGAUGCCAUUAAUCAUUUUGCAGAAGAUUUUGGAGUUGCAGAUGAUUCAGACGAUGAUGAGGAUGGAGCUAAUGCGAACUUCGCCGAUUUCUUCGAGAUGGACGAUGAAUUGCAGGAAGAGUCACUGAAGAGAGGCACGCAAAAAGAUUUCUUCAAUGAAAGCGACAGUGAGCCAGAUCAAGACGAAGACGAGGGGGAAUCAAAAGAGCAGAAUCCUUUGGAACCUGAGGAUGACAUGGCAAGCGAAAUUGAUGAACAUGACUUUGUGGCUCAAAGUGGUGUGCAGUCAGCUAGCGAUUCCGACUCCGAAUCGAACCAAUCUAAGAAUGGAAACGCAAAAGAUGAAGAUGACGAAGUCGAGCACGAUGAGGAUGAAAAUGAUGCAGAACAAUCUAAAACGCAAAUGCAGUCGUCAAAUGAAUUGCGUGAGGCGAGACUUCUGCAGCGCAUUCGCGACUAUGAAGACGUGGUGCUUGGCGAGAAACCGUGGCAGCUUAAAGGCGAAGUACAAGCAGCUAAUCGACCUCAAAACUCGCUGCUGGAAGAAAUACUCGAAUUUGAUUCGACGACACGACCUUCGGCUCCAUUAACAGAUGAACAAAAUCAGACCAUUGAGGAAAUAAUAAAACAGCGCAUACGCGAUAAGGCUUGGGACGAUGUGGUGCGUACGGUGCGGCCAGUGCAUACGCCACAGGAAUACCGAAAGCAACUUGUGCUUGAUCAGGAAAAGUCUAAGCAAUCGCUCGCGCAAAUUUACGAACAGCAAUACCAUCGCGAACUGGACAAAUUAGACCCCAACCGCGAUGAUGGCGACAGCACGGCUCCAGAACCAAAGGAGCAUCAAGAAAUUAAGCGUGCAAUGCGCUCACUCUUCCUUAAGCUGGAUGCACUUUCCAAUUUCCAUUUCACACCCAAACCAGUUGCACCCGAAGCCAAGAUUGUCACCAACACGCCCGCUGUCCACAUGGAAGAGGUUGCUCCGCUGGCAGUUAGCGAUGCCAAACUACUCGCUCCGGAGGAGGUGUUCCGUGGGCCCAAGCAUACGCCAAUGGGCAAGACAGAACGCACACGCACAGACAAAAACCGCGAACGCCGAAAGAAGAAGCAAAAACAGCGUGCCAUUAAUACGGCUAUAGAAAUGCGAGAUCUGCAACGUGCCAAGGAGGGCAAGGCACCUACUCAACGGGAGGCAAAUGCUAAGCUUCUGAAAACGAUUACAAAGAGCCGAAAUGUGCAAAAGAUUACCACCAGCAAUGAUCAGAGCGCGUUGAAAUCCUCAAAGGCAUUCUUUAAUAAACUGCAAGACACAACAUCGUCCAUGUCCGCAACUGCUGGCAGCAAACGUCCCAAAAAGGACACAUCCAAAGUCAAUGCGAAAAAACUAAAAUUGUAAAUACAUAAAGAAAAACUUAUAAAUGUUAAUUAUAUUUGUGAAGCUUUUCAAAGCGAAG